Molecule: messenger RNA, 683 nt
Organism: Hibiscus syriacus
Lineage: Eukaryota; Viridiplantae; Streptophyta; Magnoliopsida; Malvales; Malvaceae
Product: protein translation factor SUI1 homolog 2
Exons: 5
Coding region: 181-522 (113 amino acids)
Biological process (GO): translational initiation
Molecular function (GO): translation initiation factor activity; RNA binding
Source: RefSeq, a predicted model, not a curated record
CUAUUUUUCGUAUACAACCUUCGAAAAUCCCCAAAUCGAGAAUUUUCUCCGUUCUUUAGGGUUUUCAUCUUAUUAUUUUUUGCUAAUAAUCCCUAUUUCAAUUCUCUGAAAGGAGCCCUAGAAGCCUCGGAUCAGGUCUCAACUUGUGGUUCUUAAGCCUCAUUUGAUCAACUAAGUUUCAUGUCUGAUCUCGACGUCCAGAUUCCAACCGCCUUCGAUCCCUUUGCUGAUGCAAAUGCUGACGACUCGGGUGCCGGAACAAAGGAGUAUGUGCACAUUCGCAUUCAGCAACGGAACGGCAGGAAAAGCUUGACAACCGUCCAGGGGUUGAAGAAAGAAUUCAGCUACAACAAGAUACUCAAAGACCUCAAGAAGGAGUUUUGCUGCAAUGGUACUGUGGUCCAAGACCCUGAAUUAGGACAGGUUAUUCAACUUCAAGGUGACCAGCGCAAGAAUGUCUCCACCUUCCUUGUUCAGGCCGGCAUUGUGAAGAAGGACAACAUCAAAAUUCACGGUUUCUAAGUCGCAAUCGCAUAUAGUUUUCUUUGAAUUUGCACGAGCCUUGUGUCGAAGCAGGGAACAUUACUCGAUUAUUGUGUAGUCUAUACUGCUGUGCCCUUUCUAUGUUGGUUUGAUAACUACAUAUUGCAUCGCUUACUUAUUGUGUGUUUCAGUUCAUUGGA